Monopterus albus (swamp eel) is the source of this 3601-nucleotide messenger RNA. Its product is annotated as glutamine-rich protein 1. The record is from RefSeq and is a predicted model, not a curated record. Bases 326 to 2578 code for a protein of 750 amino acids. The transcript is spliced from 12 exons. NCBI's taxonomy places the organism in Eukaryota, Metazoa, Chordata, Actinopteri, Synbranchiformes, Synbranchidae.
AUGUGGUGGAAUUAUCGCGAUAGAGCGACAAAGUUGCAACUCGGUUGCUCAUUGGUCUGGGAAUGUUGUUGUAAGAUGGCGCCCAGCGAAAUAUGAGUGGUUUAGAAAAAAAACUACAGCUAGCUAUUUAACGAACAACAAAGAAUAGAUUACAAGGAAAUUCCAACUCCACUUCGCUUACUUGUUUGUUGUAAGAGGAUCACCGUUUCGAGGGCAGAGAAGUGCUUGUGGGUGGCUCGAUCCUCGGCUCGGUUGAGGAAGAGAGUUCUUUAUAAUUUACCUUUUCAACAGGUUCCCCCUACAGAAGAGGGCACUGUCAGCAACAAUGAAUAACUCUCUGGAUGGGACAGGCUCCUAUGAGGAGCUUGUGAGGCAGAAAGCUCGGAGCAUCCCUCAGCAUCGCAUGAAGGAGUUCCUGGAGUCUUUGGCCAGCAAGGGACCAGAUGCCCUGCAGGAGUUCAGCCAGUCAAGUGCCGAUAACACGACCACUACCACUACUAUGGUCUACCAACAAGAAGCUAACUGUAUUUACACAGACAGCACAGAGGUGGCAGGGUCAUUAUUGGAACUGGCUUGCCCGGUUCAGGUGCAGGUUCAGCCGCAACAGCAACAGAUGCAGGACUCCACGUCUCAGCAGCAAUCUGUACAGCAGAAUACAGAGCAACAGAUAGUACAGGUGCAAAUCCAGGGUCAGCAGCAAGGUCAGAUGCUGGGUCAGGUCCUCCAAGUGCCCUCUGGCUCUCAUCAACAGCUACAAGGUGUGACUACUGCACAGCUGAUUCAGCCUGGGGAACUCACCGAGGAGCAGCACCAACAGCUGCAAGCCCAGUUGGUGGCAGCGGUUGCAGGAGGACAACAGAUCCAAAUCCAGACAGUGGGGGCCCUUUCUCCCACCCAGCAACAGGACAGUACAGAGAGGCGGGUACUUGGAACAGCAGUUGCCACAUCCCAGGGAGCGGGUGUCCUCCAGCCAGCCAAGAAACGUAAGGUGGAUAUGCCUAUUACUGUGUCAUAUGCCCUGCCUGGUCAGCAGGUAGCCACAGUCCUGGCUAUCCCUCAGGGACAGGGCCAGCAGCAGAGUUACGUGUCCCUACGACCAGACCUCCUAACUGUGGACAGCUCCCACCUUUACAGUGCUACAGGCACUAUUACCAGUCCCACAGGAGAAACCUGGACCAUCCCUGUGUAUUCUGCUCCUGCUACGCCUGGAGGUCGGGAGCAGGUCACGCACAUUGCCAUCCCCCAGGAGGCUUAUGGAACAGUGCAAGUUGCAGGAGCAAACACUACAACAAUGACCACAAUGCCAGCACAAGUUACUGUUGAGAAUGACAAGCUGAAAAACUCUGCCAGUCAAAGUCAGACGGCGCAGGCUGUUUCCAGCAUAACAAGCUCCGGAGGAAUGGGAGGCCAGGAAGAAUUGGUGCACACAUUGGCUGCAAACACACUGUUCCCUGCUCAGCUGAUGAAUGGAAACAUCCACAUCCCAGUGGCAGUACAGGGCUACUCCAAUGCUACACAGUCCCUUAUCUGGGACCCACAGCAGCAGGUGCUGCACACGCAGGGACUGUCAGGGCAGGACGCACAGCAGCUGCAGGGUCAGACAGUGGUAGCAGAGGUAGAUGGCCAAGGCCAACAGCAGGUGCAAGUACAGGAGCUACUACUGCCCACCACACUGAAACCAGAAGAAGGACUGGAAGUAUGGCGGCUUUGGGCCCAGCAGAAAAACGCUGAGUUGGAUAAAUCAGACAAAAAUAAACUGGCCCCAAUUGGUCGACGCCAGGCGCUGCGUUUCCAGGAGGACUUGGUAUCAUGUGCAGUUGCUGAGCUCUGCAUGGGCCUCUCUUUGAUGACAACAGAGGCUCGAGGGCUGCAAGGAGAGUCUUAUGAGGCUGAUGUUCUCUACUAUGUAUUUCUGUGCAUACAAAAAUAUCUCUUUGAUAACGGUCGUGUGGAUGACAUUUUCUCAGAUCAGUACUAUGCUCGCUUUGCUCAGAGUCUGCACAACAUCCUGGAGCCUUGGAGACCAUCCGUUCAUCUGCUCGGUUAUGUUAUCCCCAGCCAUGUGACAGAGGAGAUGCUGUGGGAAUGUAAACAGCUGGGAGCUCAUUCACCUUCAACACUGCUCACAACUUUGAUGUUCUUCAACACAAAGUAUUUCCACCUGAAAACAGUGGAUCAGCAUUUAAAAGUGGCCUUUUCUAAGGUGCUUAGACACACCAGAAAGAGUCCCAACAACCCCAAAGACAAGAGCACCAGCAUCCGAUACCUAAAGUCAACUGAAAGGUUCAUAGGACAGAAAGUGACAGAUGACAUGUACUCGGAGCAGCUGGAGGACCCAGAGAACCCUCUGCGAUGCCCUAUCAAACUCUACGAUUUCUACCUCUUCAAAUGUCCACAGAGUGCUAAAGGUCGCAACGAUACCUUCUACCUGACACCUGAACCCGUGGUGGCUCCCAACAGUCCUAUCUGGUACUCAACUCAGCCAAUCCCAAAGGAACAGCUGGAGCAGAUGCUCGCGCGCAUCCUCGUUGUCCGUGAAAUCCAGGAAGCCAUUAACAUGUCAGAGAGCGUGCACUAGUGUGACUGGAGGAUAACGAUAAACGGACUAGACUCUUUUGCUUCACCCAGCCUUUGAUUGCUCAUUAUCAGUAGUCUUCUAUUCUCUCACACCCUGUUGUGAUCCUUAAGGGUGGCAUGUAUAUGUUUAUAUUCAUGUGUCAGCAUAUCUUACACACAUACUGUACAUAACAAACAACCAAUACAGAUAAUUUGUCUUAUUGAGUCGCCUUUUUCCCCUUUGUUUUGGCCAAAGGAUGUCAUGUCUCUUACUAUUGAACCUGAACUCUAAUUUAAAUGUUAUUUUAACUGUUGGUUCCCAUUAGACAAUUGUUAAUUUUCUCUCCCAGUUUGUUUUAUUUUGUAAUAUACUUCAUAUAUAUUUUAAGUCUCAAUUGAAUACCUCAGUGGUAUUAAAUGUGCAUUAAACCAAACAAAGGUUAAAUGCUCAUUUUCGGCUUGUGUGAAUUCUCCCUCUUUCUGUUUCACUGUUGUCCGUGCUGAACUGUGUCCACAUGCGGACACAGGGCUGUGGGAUUCCUUGUUGGCUCAGCUCAGUAACUCAGAAUCACAUCAGGACUAUGUUGUGGAUUUGAUUGCAAUAUAGUGCUACCACUCAACCUGCAACUACUAGCACUUGCCACAUAGUGGAGACAUGGCAGGUGAAGGAUGCUGUCUGCCGCUGGAUCCCUCUUUCUCUCCUCCAAUCCCAAAACACCUGAAGUGGGAUCUGUUGUAUCAUACAUGUUUAUUAUGUAACAGAUGAAAGACUCUUAAGAAGCGGCUUAGCCCUUAAUGUGCUAUCAUGUGUAAUAUUCGUAGCUCCUUCAUGUACUGUAACGGGUUUCAGUCAUUUAAGGAGAAUGGCAGUGCCUGUGUUUUUGAAACAUGAUCUUUUUUGUACAGCCGCUGCACCAUGUGUCUGCCUUUCUAGCAAGUCCAGUAUCAGUUCUGCACAUGCAUCCUUAUGUAAUGAUAGUCUGCAUUGUGUGAUAUGAAACGAUGCACAGUGAUUUUUCCAAAUAAAAGUCUUCUCACAUCACUA